AUUUUUCUUUCCUUUUUCUCCCUCUCCCUCUUUCUCCACAUCUCUAUUUCUGCCUCUAGUUGACAAAACAUUUCAUUGAUUUUAUAUGGCUCUCCUCGUUCUCCCUUUUUUUAGGAAAAAAAAAAUUAUAGCCAGAAUAUUUCAGGCUCCAAAGUUGAAAUUGUAUAUUAUUCUUUUCAACUGUUUCUAGUCCAUGCCUUAGAACAAAGCAGAAUGGAACCCCAGAAGAAAAUAACACCUCACAAUUAACUCAAAGAAUAAUAUCACUACUCAUCUUGCAAUUUUAAAAAAACACAUGUUUCCUAAUGUAUGUGUAUCCUUGGGGAUGUAUAAUACCAGGGUCUGUGACAUUAAGAAAUAGAAAAUUCUAAAGGUGUCUGCCUUCCCACUAACUGAUUUUAUUGAAAGGUAGUGGUGCUACACCAUGGCCCUAGAAUACAAAUCCAGCUUUGAGUCUCCUGUCAAUGGUUUGGACCACCUAUUGCCCUAAAACGUUGCUACUCUCAUGUCAUUCCCUCUCAUUUCUCAUGUUUUUUAGCUCCUGCCUCAUUCUCACUUCUCUUUUGUCUUACCUCUCAGUGAUUUCAAUAUACACAUAGACUAUCCUUCCCACCCUGGCCUGUUGGCUCAUUGACCUCCUCCCCUGCAAUGACCUUAUCCUCUGUCUGCCUCAUUAGAGACCACCUUGGAUUCAUUAAUAGGAUUCUGACUAAUCCCUUGCAGGUCAUUCUCAAACCACUAUCUCUCAGCCCUCUAGCUUAUUCUCCCUAGGACUUGACCCCAGGAGACCUUCAGUACCCUGAAUCUUCCAAUUCAUUGAUCAGACCACGUUUUCACUGACCUCAUCCUGUAUGUCUUCUGUUCCUCCAGCUUAAACUCUAAGAUCAAUUAUUAUAAUUAUUCUCUUGCCCUUCUUGUUUCAGCUCUAAAUCCAACUCUGCUUAUUCACACUGCAGCUGUAAGUUGAAUGUGGCUGGAGAAAAAUUCACAGCCAUGCUGAUGGGCCUCAUUUCCAAUUAAUGACUUUAACGUUAUCUGACAAUACUUUAGGUCAUAAUCUAGUCACUCUUCUCUCUAGACAACUAUUUGAUACCUUCUUCUCUGUCCUCAGACUCCCACUGCCUCUUGCCCCAUCCUCAUACUCAUUUGAUCAUCUUGCUUUCUAUUUCACUGAGAACAAUGAAGCAAUCAGAAGAUUUCAUAAAUCUCACUAUCACUUCUACCUGUUUACCAGCAUAUAUACCCUCACACUUUGACUUCCUGCCAGUUACCACUAGUGAACUUGCCAUGCUCCUAAAGCUGACAUCUCCUCCUCCACUUAGGCACUAGAUUCCACCUCCUCUUGUCUAUUCCAGGACAUCCCUCCAAUAAUGCUUCCUUCUGUCUCUUACAUCAUUAGUUUUUGCUCCCUACUGGAUCAUUCACAUCAGCCUGCUUCUUUACACAUGCUUCAUCGCCCAUAUUAAAAACAUGUUCUUUGAUCCAUUUCCCCACCAGCUAUCAUCCCAUUUCUUUGAAACAAAACUUCUCAAAAGAGUUGUAUAUACUCGCUGUUUUCACUUCCUGUUUUCUCUUAAACUUAUUCCAGCCAAGCUAUUAUCCCACCACUCCACUGAAAGUAGCUUGACUACUCUCUUGUCAUGAUCCCAUUUCUUUGUUUCUUUUUGGAGAAAAAUUCCUCAAAAGAGUUGUCAAUAUUCAGUCUCCAAUUUCUUUUCUCCCUUUCCCUUUCAAACGUAUUUCAACCCCCACCACUCCACUGAAAGUGCUCUUUUUGAGUCACCAGUGACUCUUUGUUGUAAAAUCCGACGGUCAAUUCUCAGACCUCAUACUAACUGACCUGUGAGCACCCUGUGACACAGCUGAACAGCUUCCUUUACACAUUUGGCUUCAAGCACAUUGCACUCUCUUGGUUUCCUUCCUACCCUGCUGUUCUCUCUUCAGUCUUCCUUGCUGUUUUUCCUAUUUUUCUUGACCUUAUACUUUUGGAGUCUUCAGGGCCCAGCUUAUCAGGACUCACUAUCUUAGUGUUCUCAUCCAGCCCUUUGGCUUUAAAUUCCAUGCAUGCUGAUUAUCCCAAAAUGUGAAUACCUAUCUCAGACCUCUCCUGAGCUCUGAACUCAUUAUGCCCACUUGGCAUCUCAACUCUGGUGUCCAAUAAUCAUCUCAAACAAUAUGUUAAAAAAGAGAGACAACUCUCAUUUUCCUGCAAAGAUCUUCCUCAUUAUAACCUUCACCAUCUCUGCUUCCAGUAACUCCAUCCUACCAGUUGCUCAUGUCAAAAUCCUUGGAGUCAUCCUUGACUUCUCUCUUUCUCUUAUACCCCAUGCAGGAAGGUGGGGCCUUUAAGAGGUGAUCAGGUCGUUAAGAUGGAUUUAUGUUUUUCUUGCAAGGCUGGAUAACUUCUCAUGGGAAUGGAUUAGUUUUUGAGAGAGUGGGUUGCUAUAAUGCAAGUCAGCCUCUCUUGCCCAUUCUUUCCCAGGUGCUUGCUUGCUCUUCUGCUUUUUUGUCUUGCUACUUCAUAGCACAGCAUAUUAGACUUCUCAGCCUCCAGAAUUGUGAGUUAAAUAAGCUUUUCUUUAUAAAUUACCCAGUCUCAGGUAUUCAGUUACAGCAACAGAAAAUGAACUAAGAGAUCCCAUAGCCAAUUUACUAUGAAAUCAGGCUGACUCUACCAUCAGACUAUAUCCACCAUCCACCUCCAUUGCUACCACCUGGUCCGAGAAACAUCUUUCACCUGGGUUACUGCAGCAGCCUCCUAAAAGAUCCCCCUAAAUCUACCAUUGCCACCAUACAGAUUUUUUUUCACCCAGGAGCCAGAGUGAUUCACGCAAAAUUUAAGUCAGAUUUUGUGUCCUCUGCUCAAAAUCCUGUAGUAAUUUCCCAUUUCACUAAGAAUAAAAGCCAAAUUUCUUACACUAUCAUACAAGACCCUACUUGAUCUAGCGUCCCUCAUUCACUUUGCUCCAGUCAUGCUGGCCUCCUUGUUAUUUCUUGAACAUUCCAGGCAAGCUCCUGUCUUAAGUGCCUCUGCUUAACACUUCUUGUACUGAAAUGCUCUCCUCCAGGAUUUCUACUAGCUGACUCCCUCAACUUCUUUGACUCUUUGCCAAAAUCUCAUAUUUUCAAUGAGGCUUCCUCUGACCACCCUAUUUCAUACUACAAUCUGCUCCCCACUCCCUACCCCCAGGAGUUUCAAUCUCCUUGCUCUAUUGUUUUUUUCCGUAGCACUUAUAACUUUCUAAUGUGCAAUAUUGUUUUCUUGUUAUUAUCUUUCUCCCCUGCUAAAAUGUAAACCCCAGGAGGGAAGAAAUCUUUGGUCUGUUCACUGUUAUAUCCAGAGGGCCUAUAAGAGUACCAGGCACACAGUAGGUACCCAAUAAACAUUUGUCGAAUGUAUAAUAAAUACAAGUAUUUGUUGAAUGUUUAAUAAAUAUAAAAAUGGAUUAUGUGUUCCUUGCAGGUUUGGUAGUAGUUGCCUCAAAAUCAUUUGAAUCUCAUGCUAUUUUUGUGGAAACAUUUUUUUAAGCUACUGAUUCCAUUUGUUUAUUGUCUCUAGGUCUAUUUAGAUUUUCUAUUGCAUUUCAGUCCGUGUUGAUAAGUUAUACAUUUCUAUGAAGCCAUAUAUUUCAUCUAAGUUUGAAAAUGUAUUGGCAUAAAGAUGUCUAACAUUCUGUCUUAUAUUUAUUUAAACCAUCAAUGUGACUAUAAUUUUCUUUCCAAAUAUUGCUUAUUUUCUCUCUCCUUUUAUUAUUAAUCUUUGGUUGAUGCUCUGUAUUGUCUUACAUAAAUUUCUCCUGUUUAUUAUUACUUUUCUCUAUGUCCUUUGGCCUAAUUCUAUUGGUCUUUUAUAUAUUUCUCAAAUUAUUUUUCAUGAUGAGUGAUACAGCACUUGCCAAUAUUUCCAGUUUCCUCCUUCCAGGCUCAAGAAAAGAUUACUCCUCCCUGUGCUAUUAAGUUAGACAAGGCCAACUGACUAGCUGUAGCCAAUGAUUUAUGUCACUUUUGACGGAAACAUUUAAAAACCUAUGCAUAAGGAAAGAAUGGUCUUUUCAAUAAACAGUGCUGGGUCAAUUAGAUAUUCAUAUGGAGAAAAACAAAUUGUGACCCCACUCAUAAAAAUCAAUUCCAGAUGGAUGGCAUAUAUAAAUUUGAACAAUCUUGGUGAGAUAAGAUUCCUCUUUUUUUCUUCUUUUUAAAAAGAGAUGGGGUCUUGCUAUGUUGCCCAGGCUGGUCUCCAACUCCUAGGCUCAACUGAUCCUCCUGUCUACGCCUCUCAAAAUGCUAGGAUUACAGGCGUCAGGCACUGUGCCCAGGUAAGAGAUAAGAUUUCUUAAACAGAGCAGAAAAACACUAAGGUGAAGGGGGAAAUGACAAAUCGGCACAUAUUAAGAUGAAAAACUUUUGUUCUUCAAAAGGUACCAUUAAGAUGGUGAAAAAGUAGGCCAGGUGCGGUUGCUCAUGCCUGUAAUCCCAGCACUUUGGGAGGCCAAGGUGGGUGGAUCACCUGAGGCCAGGAGUUCAAGACCAGCCUGGCCAACAUGGCAAAACCAUGUCUUGACUAAAAAUACAAAACAAAACAAACAAACCAAAAAACCGGGCAUGGUGGUGGGCACCUGUAAUCCCGGCUACUUGGGAGGCUGAAGCAGGAGAAUCGCUUGAACUUGGGAGGCGGCAGCUUCAGUGAGCUGAGAUCGCGCCAUUGUACUCCAGCCUGGGCGAGAGCGAAACUCUGAGUCCAAAAAAGAAAAAGUAACCCCACAGAGUGGGAGGAAAUAUUUGUAAUACCUAAUACUGGAAGAAUGACUAGUAUCUAGCAUGUACAAAGGCUUCCUACAAAUCCAUAUGAAAAAGAAUGUCUGCCCAGUAGAGAAACAGGGAGAAGCCUCGGAUACUGCACAAGAGAGAAUAUCCUAGUGGCCAACAAACACAUGAGAAGGUUCUCAGCUGAUUAGACUUUGGCUAAAUGCAAAUUAAAACCACCAUGUAAUAUCACUACUCAUCCAGCACGAUGGCUAAAAUAACAAAGACGUAAGGACACCACCACAGACUCACGAGACUGAGGGGUGGGUGUCGCGAGACUGAGGGGUGGGUGUCGCGAGACUGAAAAGUGGGCGGCGCAAAUGGUCGAGGUGUUUACUCGCCAUUUUGUGUGAGGAACCUACCACUGGCCUGGCCUCUACCCACUGCUGCCCUGGCCGCUACCAACAUGAGCCUCCCGGAGAGUCCUCACAGCCCCGCUACUCUCGACCAUGCCCCGGAAGACCCGCACCAGGGCCAGAGGUCCCGAGAAAAGAGCAAGGCGACACAGGUAAUGGCAGAUAUGUUUGAUGGCCGCUUGGAGCCAGUCGUGUUCCCACCGCCUCGGCUUCCAGAGGAGGGGGUCGCGCCCCAGGAUCCCGCAGAUAGUGGCCAUACUUUCCACAUCUUGGUCGAUGCGGGUCGCAGUCAUGGAGCCAUCAAAGCGGGGCAGGAAGUGACUCCACCACCCGCGGAGGGCUUAGAAGCAGCCUCUGACUCGCUGACAACUGACUGCAGCCUCAAAAAUGGCUUUCCGGGUGAAGAGACGCGCGGCCUAGGUGGGGAGAAGGCCCUAGAAACCUGUGGUGCAGGGAGGUCGGAGUCUGAAGUGAUUGCAGAGGGGAAGGCCGAGGACGUGAAGCCUGAGGAGUGUGCCAUGCUCUCAGCCCCAGUGGAUGAGAAGCCAAGAGGGGAAGAAAUGGACGUGGCGGAAGAAAACAGAGCAAUAGAUGAGGUAAACAGGGGGGCAGGGCCUGGGUCCCUGAACGUGGGUCUCCACCUGAACCCCCUGGAGUCCAUCCAGCUGGAACUGGACUCCGUGAAUGCAGAGGCUGACAGGGCCCUCCUGCAGGUGGAGCGCAGGUUUGGGCAGAUUCAUGAAUACUACCUGGAGCAGAGGAAUGACAUUAUUUGCAAUAUCCCGGGCUUCUGGGUCACUGCUUUCCGCCACCACCCGCAGCUGUCUGCCAUGAUUAGAGGCCAAGAUGCCGAGAUGUUAAGCUACUUAACCAAUUUGGAAGUGAAGGAGCUCAGACACCCUAGGACAGGCUGCAAGUUUAAGUUCUUCUUUCAAAGAAACCCUUACUUCAGAAACAAGCUGAUUGUAAAGGUAUAUGAGGUCAGAUCCUUCGGCCAAGUGGUGUCUUUUUCCACUCUAAUCAUGUGGCGCCGGGGCCAUGGACCCCAGUCCUUCAUUCAUAGGAACCGACAUGUCAUCUGCAGCUUCUUCACCUGGUUUUCAGACCACAGCCUUCCGGAGUCCGACAGGAUUGCUCAGAUUAUUAAAGAGGACCUCUGGUCAAAUCCACUGCAGUACUACCUGUUGGGUGAAGACGCCCAUAGAGCUAGACGUCACCCGAUAAGGGAGCCAGUGGAGAUCCCCAGGCCCUUUGGGUUCCAGUCUGGUUAACCUUUGCCUUUGGAAUUACUCCUGCAGAAGGUCCUUUGCCAGUACCAGCUGGACCUGUGCUUGGGCAACAGCAUUAGGUAUGCCAUUUACUUUUUUUGUUCUGACUUUCCUGUACCCUCUGUUUAAAGUUUCGGCGCUCUCAACCUGAAGAUUGAGACCUUGGUGGCUAUGCUGCUCCCUUUCACCUGGUCGUCUUGCUAUUCUGCAUUAACAUCACCUGCUCCCAGCCGAUGGGUCACAUCCUUCUAAGCGAAGCGAAUGAUGCUGUAGGUUACACUGUAUUUACCUUUGUUUGGACUCUGUUUGUUCCCAGGACCUCUGGUCUGGCUCCUCCUACCUGGAUUUCUGGCUAUGAUUAAACACCUAUUCGGCUCACCCUGCUCUGCAUCUGACAGUACAGGUGCAUGGCCUGUGGACAAUUGCUGGGCAUUAAUGAAGUCAAGGGAGAACAGCAGGGGGCAACUUGGUCUGUGUGAAUUAUGGGACUCCAUUACUUUUCCUGAGACUCUGGUCACCUAUUGCUGCCUGCUACUGGCUAUUCCCAAGUACUCCUACUUGGGCAGCUCCGUGCUGAGUGAACAUAUCCCAGACCAUUGCCAGCUCCACUCUCUGGUUUCUAAUAAACAGGGAUCUCCAGAACACUCGUGGUGGACACAGCUUUCCUGUCAGCACACAAAAGACCUGUUCCUCUUCCAAAAGACCUCUCUUUACCACCACCACCCUCAUCACUCAGAAACCCUACUGUUAGACAAGUGGUUGAGGAGACAUGUCAGACCGUAUCCUCAUGGCAAGGUUAAUAUGUUGGUGUUCUUGGCAAGUACCAGGCUUUCUCAGCCACAACCAGUGGAUUCAUUCAAAAUCUAGGUACCUUUAUUUGCCUCCCUUCCUGAACCUAAUGAAGUGCCAGAGUGAGUGUACAUUUUGUUUUCUCUCAUCUCUCAUAAAUCUCUUCUGUCUUCCUUUAAAAAAAAACAAAAGUAGUAGUUCAGAAACAUCUGCAGAAGCAGGCUUUUUAGUUUCUUGGCUCUCUUUGUAAUGUGCAGAGGCAGGCUGUUCUGUAAAAUAGACUGCCAGACCUCUUAUUGCGCAGUCUCCUUUCUUCUCAGCCCCUCACCCCUCUUUAGCAAUUCCUAGAGGGUUUAAAGGAAUACAAGCUGUAUGGAAGGAAAGGUGAUUUCUAGUUCAGAGUGGAUAGAAGAACUAAAGAGAUUGUGAUGGGUGCUCUAGGCAGGGAAAACUGAACAAAAAGGCAGAAAUGAUUCAGGGGAAAAUUGGGCCUAGAAUUAACACUGGGUUGAGUAGUUAUGAUGGGAAGAAAAAUACUUUUUUUUAGUAUGCCCAUGGAAGAAUAGAAGAUGGUUGGAGUGUUAAAUAUGUUCCCUAGAGAAGGGUUCUUUGAAGAAACACUGCAAUUUUGGGUGUUAUCUUUCUUGUUGUUUGCAUGUGGCCUUACUUAUGUGGAAGAUUAGUACUGUGUUAUAAUAUUUUCUCUUUCUGUUUACUGGGAAGAUUCAGCUGUACAGAUUUUCUUUUACUUUCAAAUAGAAACAUUUGGAAUAAUAUCAGUCUUUCUUUUUUGUACAUUAUGUGGAUAUGGAUAUUCAUGAGUUUUCAGCCUGAUCUUGUUUCUGUUAAAACCAUAUCUUUAACAUUUUAAUUUGAAUAACUUGGUCUUAUCUGAUGCUGAAGACUGGAAACUGUUGUGUUCAUGGAUAAAUAAAUUACAAAAAAUUUA
Messenger RNA from Pongo pygmaeus (Bornean orangutan), 8165 nucleotides. It is a transcript of the gene TSPYL6, whose product is annotated as TSPY like 6. Gene Ontology annotation, cellular component: nucleus. Lineage: Eukaryota; Metazoa; Chordata; Mammalia; Primates; Hominidae. Bases 5210 to 6430 code for a protein of 406 amino acids. The record is from RefSeq and is a predicted model, not a curated record. Gene Ontology annotation, biological process: nucleosome assembly. The transcript has a single exon.